GUUCUUUGUACAGUUCUCUCAACGAAAACCUGACAUAGUAAAUUCGGAAUCUCCUAUUGCAUAGAAGUAACUUAUGUUAAAACCAAGUAAUUUAAAACAACAAACCACUGAUAGUACCCUCCUUUGCCCGGACUUGGGACCUGUAGUAACUCGGGGGUUGUGAGUAGCUGAUAAAAUUCAAAAGCAACCAUUAAUUGCAUCAGUUCAAGUAACUGUCGUCUAUCCAUGAGGUUCAAUGUAAUUUUGUUAAAAGUGAAACGGUGAAAAUAAUUUUAAAAAACCAUGUCAACCGCAAGUUCACAUCCGUAUAGUAAUCUCAGUUUAACGACCGAUCCCCUUGCUACAUUAAUGAAGCCUGAUAUUAUUUCAAUGUCAAAAAAUAGUCAAGUUAUAAACGGUGGCGGUGGUGAUUUGACAUCAUCAUCUUCUACCACAUCAUUAAAUCGUACAAAUCCCUCCAUAAAUUCAUUGAAUGUUAGUAGUCAUACAUUGGAUAAAGUGAAAGUUGCAAAAGUUACAUUGGAAUAUUACUACGACAAUUUAAUUGUUCAAUAUCGAGAACGUCAAAAUAGGUACAAAAUUUUAGAGUCAAUGAUGGAAAGUGAAGGCCUAACAGAAGAACAAAAACAAAUCAAACGUACACAACAUGCUCUCAAAGAAAGUGAAUUUCUCCGACUUAAACGAGCACGACUCACAGUUGAUGAUUUUCUACCUCUUAAAAUAAUUGGUAAAGGAGCAUUUGGUGAAGUAAGAUUAGUUCAAAAACAAGACAAUGGCUAUAUUUAUGCUAUGAAGAUUUUGCAUAAAGCAGAUAUGCUACAAAAGGAUCAAGUGGCUCAUGUAAGAGCUGAACGUGAUAUUCUAGUCAAAGCUGAUAAUCCUUGGGUUGUGAAAAUGUUUUAUUCAUUUCAAGAUUCGGUCAAUCUGUAUUUAGUUAUGGAAUUCCUUCCAGGUGGUGAUAUGAUGACACUGUUGAUGAAACGAGAUACAUUGACAGAAUCUCAAACGCAGUUUUAUAUAGCUGAAACCGUUCUAGCAAUAGAUUCAAUACAUAAAAUGGGUUUUAUUCAUCGUGAUAUUAAACCUGACAAUUUAUUACUGGAUGCAAAGGGUCAUAUUAAAUUGAGUGAUUUUGGCUUGUGUACAGGUUUGAAAAAAGCUCAUCGAACAGAUUUCUACAAAGAUUUAUCUCAAGCUAAACCAAGUGAUUUUUCCUCUGGUCGUGCAGACUCCAGGAGAAGAGCUGAAGGUUGGAAUAAAAAACGACGAAGAUUAGCUUAUUCUACUGUUGGAACACCGGAUUAUAUUGCACCUGAAGUAUUUCAACAUCAUGGUUAUACAAAUUCGUGUGAUUGGUGGUCACUUGGUGUUAUUAUGUAUGAAAUGCUGAUAGGCUACCCACCGUUUUGUUCAGCUACACCACAAGAAACGUAUAAAAAAAUUAUGAGUUGGAAAGAGGCAUUAUUUUUUCCACCUGAAAUGCCCAUUAGUAAUCAUUCAAGAAACUUAAUACAAUCUUUAUGUUGUGGGGCAGAAACACGUUUAUCAAGUAUUGAAGAUAUACGAAAACAACCAUUUUUCCAUGCAGUUGACUGGGAGCAUAUACGCGAACGACCUGCAGCGAUUCCAGUGAAUAUACGUUCAAUUGAUGAUACUAGUAAUUUCGAUGAAUUCCCCAAUGCUGAUUUAAGUUGGCCUAAUGUUACAGAUCCUAUGAAAAGCUAUCAGAAAAAUUUAGCUUUUAUAAAUUAUACUUAUAAGGCAUUUGAUGGUUGGACAAAUAACGACCGAAUAUUAGAUCGUCAAUUAUAUCAACAACAAAAAUUUCAACGCCAUCAAACUGCCUUAUCAUCUAGAAGUAGUAUACUGUCCGAUUUAACUGGAAUAAAGAAUAAAUCUUCAACAUAAUGAAUUAAUUCUUUAUUGAUUACACAUUAAAUUACCUAUUUCCACCUCCGUUCCCCUCGUCACACACAUAUAUUUAUAUAUAACUAGUGUUUCGUAUCUUAACAUCUUUGUACCUAUCUCUCAUAUUUGUCACUGUUUUGUUUCUUUUCUUCUGGUUAUUUUUUUGAGAGAUCUUUUCUUAUAAAUAAAACUAUCAAUGUAGUUUUAAAAAAGUUUGGUUAUUAUGUAUAUCACUUGAAAAAUUACCUUUUGUCUUUCCAUGAACUCCUUACUAUAUAAUCAUCACUCUGUUGUAUUGUUUCAUAACAUUGGCUCACUUGUAUUUGUUUCUUUUGUUACUUCUUUUUCUGCUUCACUUAUUCCCUCUGUUUACACGAAUAUUUGUAUUUCUUUUUUUCUGGAUUGAGUGCUUCUUUAAAAUGGAGGAAAUAUUGUUCUUCAAUAUGUAUAGUGUAAUUGAACUGUUGAGAUGAAAGCUCUUUACAUUUUGCUGUUGAUUAUUGUUCCAUUCAAUUCUGUUUGUUAUUCGCAUGUAUUCUGAAUUGUCUUUUAGAGUACUGAUGAUUGUUAAUUUGUAACCAUUUCAGUGUAUACCACAUUCCCACGUUUCUCCUAAAUUGCAUUCCUUGGACAAUAACAUAUAACGUUCCAUAUUUGUUCAAGUUAUAGUUUUUUUAUUCUGCCAUAUAAAAUGUGCCUUGUUUCAUCUUUUUCUUUCUUUUUUAGGUUGUUACUCUCACGUCACUGCUUUCUUUAUAUUCACUUCAUUCUUGUAGAUUUUCUCGGUUUCUAUCCAAUCUGUUUUGUUCUGCUCAAUUCUAAUCUGUUUCGUUUACUGUUCAGCUUUUUUGCUUUAAUGAACUGCAUUAUCGUACUGCAAUUUUAAUUCAGACCUAGUUAUUUCAAGACUAAGUUGACUAAUGUCUGUUUAUAUGUUUAUCUGAUGUUCAGUCCAUCUAUUGUUUGUAAUUACCUACUAGUUUACUAUUUCUACAAAGAGAUUAUUAUCAUUCAUUUAAACCAAAAAGUAUAUAUUUUUGUCUACUAAUAUAAUUAAUAAUAAUACUUCUACAACUUUCACCAUUGAAGUGAACAAAUUAAUUUAUCUUUACACUUUUUGAUAGUUCCAUUGUUUUCUUCGAGUUAAUAAUCACACCAGUCAAACAAGACGACUUUUUUCUCUCUCUCUAAACUUCCAUUUCAUUCAUGUUCUAUGAAUAAUGCUGAGAAACAGAGAUUUUCGUUUUAUUUACAUACAAAAUCAGAUUCGAAAUCUGUGCGCAUCGAUGGUAUUUUUAUUGAAGUAUACAACCGGUUUUAGUUAUGUUGAUGAUGAUCUAUUUAUUGUAAAAGAAUAAAAGCUUGAAUGGUAAAACCAUAGAAAAAAAUCAUAGAAAUCAUUUUGACUACUAUCUAAUUUUCGGUUAAUAAUUAUUCAACCAAAUCUCUCAGAAUAAUGGAUAUAUCUGUCCAAUUGAUAUUUCAGUCAUUCACACACAAUAAGGAUGAUGAUAACGUGGUCACUUUUUUGUUGAUUAUGACGAAUCUUGGAACAAACUACUACGUUGUCUCGGAUAGAGUUUCUUCUUAUUCUUCUUUCUGCUUAUUUUUGUUUAUUCACAAAGAAGUGAUAUUGUUUUGUUCCUCUAAUCUAUCUUCUCGGUCUUCUCUGUCAAUUUACUUGGAAUCUGUGUUAUUAUUGAUUCUCGUUAUUAUUAUUAUCAUUAUUAUUCCAUCUUACUAUAGACAUUACUAUUUAUCAUCAUUUUUAGUGUUCUGUGUACAAUAGAUGAUGAAUAAAAGAAUUGUAACCCUUGUAAUAAUGAUGAUAUUUUUACAUCCAUUAUUUUUCAUAUCAGGAUGAAAUUUAAUAGAACAUAUUUUAUUGUCAUCUGUUUAGUGAAUCUAAAUCAUUAUAUAUUAUGAUCAAUUGUACGAGCAUAUUUUUCUCCGUACUUAGACCAAUAAUCGAUAAAAUGCUACUAGCAAAAAUUACUACUGUCAAUC
Schistosoma guineensis is the source of this 3915-nucleotide messenger RNA. The record is from the annotation of a GenBank genome assembly. NCBI's taxonomy places the organism in Eukaryota, Metazoa, Platyhelminthes, Trematoda, Strigeidida, Schistosomatidae.